ACAAAAGAGAAGAAGAAGAAGAGGAAGAGCUGGGACGCCCUGUGCACCAGAUCGGCCGCCAGCCCACAGCCCACACUCCGCAGCCCCACAGCAGCCGACGCGACCACUCAGGCCAGCAGUCGUCUGGACGGUCACCGAAAACCCAUUUGUGUGAUAUGGCGGGGAGGACGUCGACGGAGAGGAGAAGGAGGACGAGGAGGAGGAGGAAGAGAAGAGGAAGAUACAAAGGGCUUUAGGAGACACUGCAGGAGCAGUAGCGACACGGCGCCGCCACGAGGAGUAUGUGAUGAGCAAGGAACCCGCUGCCCCCCAACCCCCCUCAUCCUCGCCCCCCCCGCACAUCCUCGCCCCCCUUACACCAGGCCGCGACGUCACUCUGCAUUUGAUGAUGUCACUGGAUGCUGCGGGUGCCCGCUCCUCCGACCAUGAUGCCUCAACUCGGUGCCCACGUCGCGCUUCUGCUGCUGGUCUUCGCCUCUCACUCCUUCGUCAGCGCCGUCAGCAGGCCAGUCAUCGACAUGAUAACCCGAACUGGAGCUAUGGGAGGCGAUGUUUAUGCGCCACGCCUGCACGAAGAGGUGUUCUGGUGGAUCGGGAUUCUCGUGCAGCGGAGCGGGUGGCGACACGCGUCCUGGAAGCCGUCCUGCUGCCUCUCAGUCGCGAAUUUCUCCUCGACCUCCGACUGUUCCAUAGACCUCUCAGGGGCUCCACGUCUUCUUCAGUGACUCGUUCAGGUGGCGGGGGCAGCGGUGAGGGUGGCGACGUGGCUGGCUGGUUUGCAGUGACGCGAUGUUGCUCCGAUGUCCUCCUUGGCCUCUGUCAUGGUAGCGUCGAGGUGCCGGUUCUAGGCCUACACCUGGCGGGCGAGAGGUGUCAUGGGGUCCCCGCUGUGCCGUUAACCCCAGCCUGUCCUCCCUCCAAGGAUUUAAGGACGAUGGGUGGGGUCGAGGAGUUCAACAGGAUGAGAGGAAGUGAAGGAGUAGGAGGUUUGGAGGCUUCCCUCAUACGCUCUUGGGUGAAAGCGGUCGUCGAAGGGAGGGAGCCCGUGAGAACUAGGCUAUACGGCAUCGACCUCCUGCCAAUACCCUCUUCCUCACCGUAUUCAUCGUUCUCUGACUCCCCCUCGCCCGUUUCUUUGCCCUCGGCCUCGUCUUCCUCCUCUUCCUCGCUCAUUUCCUUCACCCAUUCGUCCUCACACCUUUUCAAUUUACCAUCCUCUUCCUCCUCCUCCUCCUUCUCGUCGUCUGUCUCCAAGUUUGCUCCUCUCCACCGGCUCCUCCGCAACAGUACUUUGAGGACACCUCAGCCACGCCGCAGGACGAGGCGGCAGGCAGUGGUGGUGUUGGGGGAGGACGGGAGCGCGGAGGUCCCUGACAUGUUCUACAGCCUGAGGGUCAAACAGAGAGCCAUGAAGGUGCUGAGCGGGACUGUCAUGACCGUCGCCAUGCUGCACCGUCCGCCCUACGUAUCGCUGGUGACGGAGGGGAGGACCAUCGUCAAGGCCACGGGCAUCCUCCUGAACGCCCUUGACACCUUCUCCGCGACCUUCAACUUCUCGUACGUCCUCAAGCUGCCAGACGAUGACCAGUGGGGGGCGCUGAAGGACGGACGCUGGACGGGCAUGGUCGGGGAGGUGCAUAGGAGGGAGGUGGAGAUGGCGUUGGGGCCCACGUCGAUCACCGAGGCGCGAGAGAAAGCCAUCGACUUCACCGUGCCAUUCGACUAUGAGCCUUGGGACAUCCUCAUUCCAGAGUCCAUUGUCACGGUCGACCUCACGGCUUAUCUCUUCCCCUUCGCCAACCUGGUGUGGAUCGGGAUCAUGGCCUCGACGCUGUUGGUGGGGACGCUGGUAUGGAUCGUCUCUCGGCUGUUCGGGGACAAAGGCCUCCUGUACCCCGCCAAGAAGUCAUGCAAGAACUACACGUACUCGCAUUACCUCCUGGACAUGUUCGGGUGCCUCAUACAGCAAGCUAACAGACAGCCGCAGACAAGCCCCAUGAGGAUGCUGGCGGCCUGGUGGUGGGUCUUCUGCGUGGUGGUUAUCGCCUCCUACAGCAGCAAACUCAUCUCCUCCCUCACCGUCCGCUUCACCGAGCCGCCAGUCAAGUCGCUGAAGGACCUGGUGGAGUCCCGCAAGCUCCUGUGGACCUACCUGGCAAACUCAGCGAUGGAAGAGGUGUUCAAGUUUUCAGCGCCCGACACCCUCUUCGGCAAGGUGGGUCAGCUGCACAAGGAGCGGCCAGGGAUGCUCGUCUACAGCUUCGAGGAGGGCGUGGCGGCGGUGCGCUCCAAGAAGUUCGCCUACUUCGAGGACAACUCAUGGCUGGAGUUUGCCGUCGCUGAUGACCUUGCUCUGCACGGCGAGUGUCGCAUGACAGUGGUGAGGGACUCCUUCUUCUACACACGUUUCGGCAUCAUCCUCCAGGCAGGCUCUCCAUUCAGGGAUGCCCUCAGCGCUGAAAUACUUCAGAUAAUUCAGUCUGGUCUAAUGGAUGCAUGGAAGAAACAAUUUUGGCCACAAAGUUUUUGUACCAUCAACUCACAUGGCACGCAGCCACUGCGACCCCUCAACCUGCAGGACUUGUUUGGCACCAUGAUCCUUAUGUUGGGUGGGUCCAGCCUGGCUAUUCUGGCUCUGUUGGGCGAGAUUCUCUUUGCCCGCCAUCAAUCCGCCAAGAACUCUUCCUAAUACUAUCAACACAACUUAUGCUUUCUUUGGUACUACUAUUUGUUGUCUUUCACUGAGACAUAACUUUCCUAUUCAGAGGUCCUUUGUUCAUCGUAUUAUAUACUUUUAGUAUUGCUUUGCUACACAAAAGCUGAAGGUGGGUGACUAGGAAUAUAAUGAACUUGAAUGAUAAAUUCUAAAAUAUAAGAAAUGUUGACCUUGCCCUAGGGUGUUCUGUAAAUAUACUCUUCAGAUUAUAUACCUUUUAUUUGUGACAAAAACUAAGAAUGCAUACCACUUGAUCAGGUCACAACUUUGACUUGAAAACUUAAAUACAUAGCAUGUUUAGCUACAUGGAGUUUAGGUAAAGGUUCUUUGAUUGUCAUGUAGUUGCUAAUGGUCACUUGUAUUGUUUUCAUUAUCUAAUAAACAUCAUUCUGGAAA
Eriocheir sinensis (Chinese mitten crab) is the source of this 3112-nucleotide messenger RNA. Its product is annotated as probable glutamate receptor. Gene Ontology annotation, molecular function: glutamate-gated receptor activity. The transcript is spliced from 17 exons. Gene Ontology annotation, cellular component: membrane. Lineage: Eukaryota; Metazoa; Arthropoda; Malacostraca; Decapoda; Varunidae. The record is from RefSeq and is a predicted model, not a curated record. Bases 287 to 2689 code for a protein of 800 amino acids.